Molecule: messenger RNA, 772 nt
Organism: Sesamum indicum (sesame)
Lineage: Eukaryota; Viridiplantae; Streptophyta; Magnoliopsida; Lamiales; Pedaliaceae
Product: RPM1-interacting protein 4 (RIN4) family protein
Cellular component (GO): plasma membrane
Source: RefSeq, a predicted model, not a curated record
GGAUCACAUGGCACACCUGGAACGUUGCCCCACUCUCACUCUCCCUCAUCUUAGUUUUGUACUAUACGUAACGCCAACGCCUCUCUCUCUGUAGCUUUGAUUGGCGGAGUGAGAGAGAAAGAAGACGAAACCCCCGUGGAGUACCCUACCUACGGUUUCACUCAGCCAUGGCGGAAAAAGGUCUACCAUUACCAAAAUUUGGAGAAUGGGAUGUCAAUGAUCCAGCAUCUGCUGAGGGGUUCACUGUGAUUUUUAACAAAGCUAGGAAUGAGAAAAGGACAGGUGGAAAGUCGGACUCUCCGCCAAAAGAUGAACCCACAUAUAAGCAUGGAUCAAUACUAGGAAAGCCUCAUUCUCAGAAGAAGUGGUUUUGCUGCAUGCAGUCUGCUUCAGCAGAAUCAUGAGCAACUCUUGGCCUGAAAUGGCUGCAUGUGGAAAAUUGCUCAUCUUAGCCUUCCUCUGCCCAAACAUAUUGUGGAAGACCGGACCCCUUGUCAACCUGUGAUAGGUCGUGCUGGAAUCCCCUCCUUUCAUGAGCUCUAGUUUAUGAACGACGUGAGCUUUUCAGAUGAGAAAAUUAUAGUGUGCUAAGAAAAUUUAUUGAAUUUAUUUGCUCCUGUCUUUGGGUUUUGGUUUUCUUUCAUUUAUUAAAUUGCUUUGUUUUGUUUGUGUUCAUGUCCUGUUUUUUCUGCAUUUCCUUGUGGGCGCUCAUGUUACUUUAGGAGACUGCUACAAAUAUCUUUAAUGGCUACUCCGUUGUCUUCUAGGCUUA